GGGCGGGCUGGCGCGGGGCGGCCGCGCCCCUGGCUGGCAGUGCUCGCUAAGAUGGCGGAUUUCCUGCCGUCCCGCUCCGUGCUGUCGGGCUGCUUCCCCGGCUGCCUGCUCACCAGCGGCGAGGCCGAGCAGCAGCGCAAGUCCAAGGAGAUCGACAAGUGCCUCAACCGCGAGAAGACGUACGUGAAGCGCCUCGUCAAGAUCCUGCUGCUGGGCGCGGGGGAGAGCGGCAAGUCCACCUUCCUCAAGCAGAUGCGGAUCAUCCACGGGCAGGACUGGGACCGGGCGGCCCGCGAGGAGUUCCGCGCCACCAUCUACAGCAACGUGAUCAAGGGAGUGAGAGUCCUCGUAGAUGCCAGAGAGAAACUUCAUAUCCCUUGGGGAGAUCCUGCAAACCAGAGCAACGGAGACACGAUGAUGGCUUUUGACACUCGCUCGGUCACGGUGGUGCAAGGCAUGGUGGAGACGGCCGUGUUCCUGCAGUACCUGCCAGCCAUCAGGGCUCUCUGGGCAGACAGUGGCAUCCAGCACGCCUACGACAGGCGCCGGGAAUUCCAGCUGGGGGAAUCUGUAAAGUAUUUCUUGGACAACUUGGAUAAACUUGGAGAACAAGACUAUCUUCCCUCACAGCAAGAUAUACUGCUGGCACGAAGACCCACAAAAGGGAUUCACGAGUACGACUUUGAAAUAAAAAAUGUUCCUUUCAAAAUGGUUGAUGUAGGUGGCCAGAGGUCAGAACGGAAGCGUUGGUUCGAGUGCUUCGACAGUGUCACAUCAAUACUCUUCCUUGUUUCCUCAAGUGAGUUUGACCAAGUGCUUAUGGAGGAUCGGCAGACGAAUCGCCUCACGGAAUCCCUGAACAUUUUUGAAACAAUAGUCAAUAACCGGGUUUUCAGCAACGUCUCAAUCAUUCUCUUCUUAAACAAGACGGACUUGCUUGAGGAAAAAGUACAGAAAGUGAGCAUCAAAGACUAUUUUCCAGAGUUUGAAGGGGAUCCCCACUGCCUAACAGAUGUCCAGAAAUUCCUGGUGGAUUGUUUUCGUACCAAACGCCGGGACCAGCAGCAGAAGCCCCUCUACCACCACUUCACCACUGCUAUUAACACAGAAAACAUCCGGCUAGUUUUCCGUGAUGUCAAGGAUACCAUCCUUCAUGACAACCUCAAGCAGCUUAUGUUACAGUGAUGUGCAAAAAAGACAUUUUUAUUUGAGUAACUUUUGUGUGUUGUUUUUUGUUGUUUUUUUUUUAACUAGAAGUUUACAGCAGGAGUAGAGAAAUCCAGAUCCUGUCAGACUUCUUGAUACGUGGCUAAAAGCUGCUGCUGAACACAUUAUUGCCAAUUUCUGCAGAAAUUCAGGCUUAAUCUCUUCCAGUGUAGCUUCAAGUUGACUCAAGUUGUAAUUUUAUAGCAGACCUAUGUCUAAUUUACCUGUAAAGCGAUACAUUUGAUCUUUUAUGAACAUGUAUAUUGUCCUAGAAAAUCCAUUCCACCUUCAGAAUUCCAAGUCCAAACUUCAGUGAAAUUGUUGUAAUUGUUAGACUGUGGCAGCAAUUUAAAGGGGGAGAAAUGUCUCACAUCUAACUUCAUUAUGACAACUGUGAUACCAUAGCUGAUGAAUGAUUUCUCAGGUCUGUUGUUGGUUAGGAAUCCCAUAAAUCCCUUGCUGGAAUCAUGUAUUUGAAGCCAGGAUUCCUGGGUGUAACGUACCUCCUGUUCAAGUAUAAAUCAUUGUGUGGGGUUUGACUGGGAGAUGCUUCAAAAAGACUUGGAUCAGGAGCUUCAGACACAUCUGUGAGGAAGUCCUGACGUGGGCAGAAGUCUAGUGAUGAGGAAGGAGUGAAGGGCACAGGGCACGUUUCACUCUGACGCCUUGAACGUACGUCCUAGAGCCAUAGCAAAGCACAGAGCACUCGGAUACAGCCCUCUUGAAAUUCUGAUGUGGGAGGGGGGAGCAAACUAAACUUGUGUUUCUUAUCUUCACUAACCAGAUGUUACAUGUAGGUACUUUACCUGUUCUUGAAGCGCUUUAAUAGAGCACUGGGUUAGUUUUACUCUCUUCAUGCCUUCUUACAGUGUGUGCCUCCUCUUAAUCAGUGGGCGUUUGGUGACGGAUAGAAGUUCUUGCAAACCUAAGUGCCUCCUUCUGUUCUGUCCUCCUACAGUAUUUUCAGUGGCCUUAUGUGAGCAUAUGUGUUGCCAGCAGAGGCCUUGUAUAGCUGACACCAUGAAGAUGAAUGUUUUAUUCUGGAAAAGAGAACAUGUCACAGCAGAAUGUGAGGUUCUUUCUGAGACUUUCCAAUUGGGUCUAGUAAUCCUAAGUGUACUUGAGCCAAAUAGGUUGCACAGCACACUGCAGAGUGCUGCUUGUGACUGAGAAUAUUUAACCAAAAAGUUCCAUUGUAGUUUCAUUUCUUUUUUUAACAUUUUUUGUUAGAGGGGGUUGUUACUGUUGCCAUGUGGAAAAUACUUCUUGCCCAGAAAUCCUCAUACACCACAGACCAUGCUGCAGACUGAGAGUAAGGUCGUGUUUUAAAAAGUGGUGCCAAUGCUGAGUUUCCCCCAGAGUGCAGUGUCGUGUUCAGCUUCCCACCUUGCCCUAUGGAACUGGCCAAUUCCUGUGGAUCAUGAUGCUGGCCAACACUUUCUUAAAUGAAUUUUUAUGAACAUAUCCAGGUGUGGGAAGCAGUGUGCCAUCCUGUUCUCACUGCUUGGAGCGGUGCCCCUGCUAGAACAUAGGAAAGCUGCCUGUCUUCUGAACUUAGCCUUUUACUUACUGUGAUUGUAAGUUGUAUUAACAUCUCUGUACCUCGUUCCCCUGUCAGUAGGAGGGGACUAUUGUAUUUUUAUUUAGUUAGGUGCUUUGAAAGACCUUUAUUUUUUUAUAUCAUUCAAUGAGUAGUCAUAGAUUAGUCUGCAAUUUCUGCAAUAAGGCACUAUUUUGGGAAGAAAGAAUUCUGAAAAGAGCUUGAGAAGUCACAGUGCAUAAUCUCAAUAGCAAAAGAAAGACUGGGUGCAACACUGAUGUCAGGAGCAUUAAUAAAAUCUUCAGACAGGGAUAUUUAAUGUAGAUUUUGUGUCCUUACUGGAUAUGGUUACUUCUGGUUUGGUGUCUUCAGGUCAUAUGUGAGCAGUUCAAGAAGGAUGAUGAACUAGAGGCUUCAGAAAAGGCUCGUGAGGCAAUUUUAAGGGUUGGACAGCAUGCCUGUCGUGAGAAUCCCCAAGUUGGCCGUUUCCCCCUUUGGGAAAGGAUGACAGAUUGAUUUGGUUUAGCUAUAAAUGCUGCAUGAGCAGAUGACAAACCUCUGUCCAGUAGCCUCAAAGUCUACUGCUGGAAAGCAGAAAUUGAACAAAACCCUGCCCUUGCUAGUCAACAAGAGGUGGAGUAGGUUGUUGUGUUGUUUUGGUUUUUUUUUUUCCAUUGCUGACAAUUAUCUGAACAAGUUUCUUUCAAAAGAGACUUUGUUCUGAUUAAAAUAAAUAAUUUGGAGAGGGUCUGUAGUAUGUGUUUUGCAGGGUGUCAGACUAAUGAUUGCACAAAAGACUGAAGACUGGAUAGUGAUGAAGAUUAACAGGAAUUUGUCUAAACAAAUGUGGUUUUUUUAAAUGUUGAUGAAUUUGGGGUCAAGGGACCUGUUUAUUUGCUAAAGAUCCUCAAAACUAGUGUCAGACUAAGGAUAUAGUCAGUAUCACCAAGGCACUGGGCACUUCUGACAUGAACUAAAGUGGGAAAAAUAUUCAGCAGGCUUUCCCCUGAAUGAACAAACAAAAAACCUUGGUUUUAAUCCUUUCAGAUCACUUUCCCUGGGAACACCAUGGCCUGUAAGAUAACAAGGUGGACCCCACACUGUUGGGUCACUUCUGACAAAGUAGGCCCUGGUAGAUAAGCACUAUAUGAAUCUCAGGCAGAAAUGAGCUAUUUUAAUGGAAUGACGGAGUCAAAUCACUUGUUUCCCACUCCCACUUCUCCAGAGGGGAUGAGGCAACGAACCUUGGUGUAACUGUUUACAUGGUUCCUAUGUUAACAUUCUGGUUAAACAAACCCUUGGGCUUUUCCAUCUUCAGACUUACUCUUCAUGAGCUACCUGAAAAGGAUCACAGUGCAUACUGUUGGAUUCCUUUUUAGAUUUGUUUCUAAAUACUGUUUCUUCAUAGCAGGAUAUUAUUUUGGUACAAGAGCUGAAGGAUUGAUGUUUUGAACAGACUUUAUUUUUUUAAUCCUGAAGCAAACAACUGGCUCACAGUUGGCUACUAAGAGUCAAGCAUGUUCAUGUCAACCAGUCUGUGGUACAAGGUCAGGACAGAUUUGUAGUAAAGGUGGGAAAGCAGGUAGAAAAAUCAAGUUUCCCAGAACUCUCCUAGUUCUUGUUGAUGGAGUGAGCUCUUUUAAACCUGCCUGAUCACUGAUCAAAUGGAGAUAUACCACUGUCUUGUACAGCCUUCCUGUACUUGAAGGUGAAAUUGGUGUUUUAGUGACUGUUCUCUGCUGCAGUGUGUUAGAUGAUUGAUACCUGAAAACUGUGGCUGUUCAUCAGGGCUUUACAAAUUUUACCUUUUUUUUUAUAUUGUUUGUGGGAGCAUAAGCCAUCAGUUUGUGUAAAACUUAAGCUUUCUUCUAGAGUAUCUGCUCUUAAAAAAACUAAGUCAGGUGGGUUCCUUGAUCUCAAAGGCUGUAUAUUGGACUCGUUUGUCUAGUCAGUAGCUUUACAUUUUGCCCAUCAGAAUUAUUCUAGCAAAUUGCUCAGAUCAGGUGGGUGUUUCAAGCUUCAUGACACUUGGCUAAUAAUAGUAUUCACGAUCAGUCCCUGAUAGCGUGGUCAAACUGCGUCUGCUUGUCAUGUUUGGGAGCAACUCACUGCUUGGAGACUGAGAACUGUGCAUGUUUGACAUGUCCAUUGCCCUCGGAAGGUUUCUCUGCUUAUUCCUCUUUCAGGACGGUUGCAGAAGGUUAAUUUUCCAACAAUAUCAUUUCCUGUUUCAAAAUGAUCCGAAGUUUCACACCGUACCAAACGGUUCACAAGUUAACUUUACAGGUCUUGGCUAUUUGAUGGUACCAUUAACAUAGUUUGUUUUAAUUACACAGCAUUGCAAUACAGUGCCAUUUUGCAAUUUCUUUGCAUUGUACUUGAAAAUAAGUUGAAUUGCAGACUAUUUAAAACCGCUUUCCUGCGCUUCCAGUAGCAGUGAGAGCUCAUCUUACGUGAAGCCUUUAUGUAAAAAUCUAUUUUGUAACAACCUCAUAGAUCUUUAACAAAACCAAGAUUUGUAUUAGCUUUGUAUAAAUGUUUGUGGCUUACAAUUUUAUAUGUUUAACUUUUUAUAAACUUUCCAGGGACUACUUUUUAUUGUACAUUUUUUUUGUUUGCCACCCCUUGCUUUAGUUGAAGAUUGGCAAUAAAUUAUUUCUAAGGGAGGUCUUAGAAGAAAAAGCAUCACUUCCUUUUUAUAAAACGGUUGAAUUGAUGAAUAGUUUAAAACCUCUUACACUCGCUUGUACAUUGCUCUGUACAUACUCUCCAAAAGUGUUGCCUUUCAGCUAUUAAUAUUUGCCUUGUGUACAAAAAUUACUGACGAUGAAUAAACAUAUACAGCCUCA
This is a messenger RNA of Apus apus (common swift), 5595 nucleotides long. It is a transcript of the gene GNA13, whose product is annotated as G protein subunit alpha 13. The coding region runs from base 52 to 1185 and encodes 377 amino acids. Gene Ontology annotation, biological process: Rho protein signal transduction; adenylate cyclase-activating G protein-coupled receptor signaling pathway. Gene Ontology annotation, molecular function: G-protein beta/gamma-subunit complex binding; guanyl nucleotide binding; GTPase activity. NCBI's taxonomy places the organism in Eukaryota, Metazoa, Chordata, Aves, Apodiformes, Apodidae. The transcript is spliced from 4 exons. Gene Ontology annotation, cellular component: heterotrimeric G-protein complex; brush border membrane. The record is from RefSeq and is a predicted model, not a curated record.